Arabis nemorensis is the source of this 585-nucleotide messenger RNA. The record is from the annotation of a GenBank genome assembly. Lineage: Eukaryota; Viridiplantae; Streptophyta; Magnoliopsida; Brassicales; Brassicaceae.
AUGUGUUUCAAAGGCUUUGUUCGAAAGCUCAAGAGAUUGAUGAUACUGAUGAUGAUCAUUCCAGUGUUAGAGAUGGAAUUACCCGUGAGGUUGAUGUCGGAACAGGAUUAUCGGCGCAAUAAAACUUCUACGAGAGCAAGGAACUUUCAAGAGGGGAGAAAAUUCAGAGAUCGGGUUAAGGGUAUUCGGAUUGACAAGGUCGAUGAGCAGGGCAGGAUGUUGAAUCCUAAAGAAGCGUUUCGAGCAUUGUCUCACAGUUUCCAUGGGAAGCAACCUGGGAAGAAACACGAAGAUAGAGCUGUGGAGAGAAUGAGGGAAGUUCACGCCAAAUCGAAGAUUGUAUCAAUGCAUUCCGAGACAAAACAAGGCCGUUUAGUGACGAUUCCAUCUUCCACGGAGACUCAGCUAUGUAGUGAGAACUUUGAGGAUAAAUUCAGCGAUUUGCAUGAGAGCGUUGUUAGCAGAAUUCUGAAUCUCCCAACUGUCGAAGCUGUUAGAAUCUCUGUAUUAUCAAAGACAUGGAGGAACGCGUGGACCAAUGUCAUAGAGUUACAGGCUUCGCGCCAUUGGAAGUCCGCAUAUUAA